CUUGAUGGUAUGAAUGAAAGAGAGACAGGAAAUCUGGACUGAAAAGCUCAAACUGGAAUAGCUCGCUUGUCUCCAGGCAACAGGCCUGACGCAACCGCUGGGAAAAAAAAAAAACUCCCUUAAAUAAAAAAACACACACACAGAGAUUUCUGAAGCAAGACAGAGACAAGGAUGAGACAGUCUCCUGGAGGCACUGGUGACACUGCUUUGCAAAUACCAAGUUGGAGACUCGAGGAGGAAGCAGCGAGCCAAGAUGUCCAUGGAAUAUUCCCUGUGACUCGGUCCCCGGUGUUCAUCCAGGGCCAGUGCGGUGCCUGAAAAGGAGACUCUGUGGAUGUGGCUGUCCUCCAAGGGGCUGUGUCUGGCACACCACGGCAGUGCAAGAGAGAAGGCUUGGCUCCGAGGGUUUCCCAUUCCAGUUCUUGCACUCUGCAGCCUACUUCUAUGCUGUUUGACUCCCAGAGAGGAUGUCUCUCCCUAAAAUCCAAAUAGAAGAGGCAUUGGAUAGCACGGAUACCAGCUCGGGAGGUGCUGUUCCUCCCGAUGAUCAUCUGAGGAGCCUCAAGGCAUUGACGGAGAAGCUGAGACUGGAAACCAGGCGCCCAUCAUACUUGGAGUGGAAGGCAAAGCUGGAAGAGCAGUCAUGGAAAAGCCCCCAGCCGGCUGGAGAGGAAGAGGUGAACGAGGCCAAAAAGGCCACAGAGGAGACUGUCCCUCUAAGGAAAGUGCAGCUACAGCUCAAUGGGAGCUCUUCCCAGGACAAGGUGACUCUUACCUCAGGGAAAAUAGGUGGUUUUGAGAGCAUCGAUGAAGCUUUGACUUGGCUCAGGAAGGAACUGGCAGAAAUGCGCCUGCAGGACCAGCAGCUCGCGAGGCAGCUCAUGCGCCUUCGCAGCGACAUCAACAAGCUGAAAAUCGAGCAGACCUGCCACCUGCACCAGCGCAUGCUCAACGAUGCCACGUAUGAGCUGGAGGAGAGGGACGAGCUCUCCGACCUCUUCUGCGACUUCCCGCUCAUGACCUCCUUCAGCCUCUCCACACCACUCAAGCUCAUCGGGGUCACCAAGAUGAAUAUCAACUCCCGCCGGUUCUCGCUGUGCUGAAGGGGGGACAGAAGAGGAAAGGAUGGGGGAGAGAGAGAGAGAGGAUUGGGCAGCACAAGGGCUCUCUCCACCUGACGGCUGGCUGCAAAGAGGCCUCAGAGGAGCAGAGGUAACAGGAGCAAACAGGGAACCCGUAGCUGGUCUUGGUGGCAGGGCAGAGAAGCAGAGCUUGGCACUGAGAUGGCCCAGAGAUACCUGUAGAGAAGACAAGACCACGGAGAGCAUCUGAACCCAGUAUAUGCACUUAGCCGGCUCCUUUGCAAAGUCCCUUCUCCUCUUUCUCCACCCCCUGCAGUAGUGAAGAGGCUGACACAGCUCCAGUAUGGUUGGUUGUACUCAGAAAUCAAAGGGGAGGUUCAAAGACCAGCCACAAAGCAGAGCAAAAUCCCUUUUCCCUUCCCCUUUACCUCCUCUCAGGCUAGGGCCAUCUUUUCAGAAAAUAAGUCACCUUCCUCUCUGAAUAAGUCCUUGGGCAUCGACCCUCAGCCUCUGCUGUUCCAGGCACAAGGUCCAUUUGGCUAUUUCAGGUGUGAAGCUGAUUUCCAGUGGAAAAGAGCCCUCUCAGCAGGUGAGGGACUGGGAGUUAAAUUGUAUGCAACCCCAAGAAGUGUUGAGAAGGUGCACUGUUAAUGUGCUCUGUUGAGUCCAAUGUACACUAGAUUAAUUUUGCUGGUGAUAUGGAUUAUGGCCACAUCACGGACACAUUUAUAUAGAAACUCCAGCUGGCCAGAGGUCGUCUGUGUGCCCUAGAGGUUAUGUUCAGAGCAACACAAGUCCCAGAUCUCACUGUCAGCAGUGGCCACAAGACGCCGUGUGGUUACCCCCAUAAGCAGUAAGGCAAAGAAGAUAAUUUACCCAGCCAUGACAUCCCAUACCAGAGGGAUCAUCCCAGACUGACAUUCACCCCAGCACCACCGGCAAGUCAUGGAUCCUCUGUAGCAACACGCUUCCACCAAAGCAGGGAACUUCAAAAGGAGAAAAGGAACUUUUGUGUAAUGAUCAAAUGUGUAAAGCGUGGCUAUAAAACUAAAAGAAGAAAUAUUGCUGCAAAAAGUUGUCAUCAAUAUGCUUUGGAGCUGCAGCAAACACAUAGGAUUCCCUCCCUGUUUGGCAGAAUAUAAGACACUGUAAGAUGUUGUAUUUUCUUGCCUUUCAGUGCAAAGAGCUUCACAUCCACCUGUACACUACACGUGGCAUGGAGGGCACAGAUACCCAUGGUCUAGAUGAGCAAGGGUAGGGACACAACCAGUCUAGCCAUGGUAACCCUGCUGCCUGAGACAGACUCUUCAGAGGGAGCAUAGUUGUCUCCAGGCUCUCCACCCUGUUUCAGCACCUCUCCUGACCAUGUCAUAACAGCACAGUCCUUCAGCCCAUCACCUCAAACCAGCUCUGCUCUCUACAGCAUGCUGGAGAGGAUGGAUGCAAACCGAACUGAACAGAUGCAACUGUGUCUGCACAGCUAACAGUCCAGCUGCGGAGGAGAGUGGGGAAUGCAAGCCAACACCGAGCCAAAAGCUACGUGGCUACAUUGACAUGUGUCUGUCUGUGUCUGUAAGCUGUGUGUGUGCAUAUGUGUGUGUGUAUGUUUUUGUAUGUGUGCACAUGAGCCUGCAGGAAGCCUCUCUAGAGAAGGCCAGAAAGAAUGGUGGGCCAACAUCUUUGUUUCCAAAUCGGAUGUGAACUAAAAGCCGAUAAGAUUCUGCGACGCCUGAGAAGAGAAUGAGGAUGCAAUGAGACCUCAAGGCUUUGGGUUUCCAUGGAGAGCUCAGGCCAAUGCAGAGCGCUGGGCCCAUGAGACAGGCACUUGUGGGAAUCUGAAGGCACAGCCUGGUGCAGCUCUGUGGUAAGGAGGCUUGUGACUCAUCUGCCUCUCAGCUGGUGCUUUAACUUCAUGGGAGUCCCAUGGGAGGGACAAGUUACCUUGCAAAGGGGUUCAUAACGACAUGGGACUGCCAGUGCCCUCUGGAUCUGAGUUCAGUCCUCUAUCUCUAGGGCCUCCAUACUGUGUAACUCCUUGAUGAUUCCUUCCCCUCCCUUUUAAAGCUCACUGGAGCUCCUUCCUCAGUGGAACUUGGAAGCUCUUUGAGCACUGAGAAGCUUUUGUGGCUGGAAACCUGCCUCUAGUUUCCAUUCUCAGUCAGUUCACAACCAGCCUCUACAUUUAACAUUUUCCAGUCUAGCUGCAACACAUCUCCUCCUUUCCUGGUGCUUUUUCCCCACUGCAUUUCAUAGACAGCAGUCAACCUCCCCUUUCUCAGCCCUCCUUUAGCUAGGUUAAAAAUCCCAGGCUUAUUUAGUCUCCUCUCACAAGACAGGCUCCUCCAUCCUCAGCCUUCCUGGGAGCCCUUCUCCCCGCUCUGCACUGGGAAUUCGCGCUUGGGGCAGACUGUCAAACCACUGCUUCGGUGAGGUUGAGGUGUCUGUGCAUUUCUGUGAAAAGUAUAACUUCUUUCUGCUAAGAAAGGCCACUGGAGCUCUAUCUAUACUAGUAAGUCAAGAGGUGUGCAGCAUUCAGACAUGGAAACUUGGACUGCCCAGGUAUUCAAAGUUUAAUAGGGAUGUGGCCAGACUGCCAGACAAAGCCGAGAACAGGCCACGAUGCUGUUUAGUUUACUAGUAGAGAAGUAGCCUUAUUUUCCCAUGGACAUUUUGAAGGAGAGGGAAAAAAAAAAAAAAGCUCAUUAAAAUUCUUCUUUGUUUACUUUUUUAAUAAAAAAAAAAAUUCCUGUCCCAAAUGCUGAUUUUUAGAGGCAUUUUCAAUCAAAAUACAGCAAUGACAGCCCUUCUAUUAAAAUAAUGUCUGGGAAGAAGAGGACUGUUUCUCUCUAAGAGAAGCUAGAGUCAAAUACAAAUUGGGCCUGCCUUCGAGCCCUUGUUUGGUGCCUGAAUGCAGGAGGUUAGCACAAGCAAAGUCUUAGAAGUCAUUGUAUGUGGUGUUAGAAGUACCAGAUGUCUGGGUUCCAGACUUGCAUUUUCUACAUUAAGUGGGAUGGGGAGGUUCACAACUGCCAGCUGUUCAUCAAAACGCACAAUUUUUUAAUUAUAAAAUGAUGUCUGUAUUGA
Messenger RNA from Dromaius novaehollandiae (emu), 4166 nucleotides. RefSeq names its product family with sequence similarity 167 member A (gene FAM167A). The transcript has 3 exons. The record is from RefSeq and is a predicted model, not a curated record. Bases 468 to 1103 code for a protein of 211 amino acids. Lineage: Eukaryota; Metazoa; Chordata; Aves; Casuariiformes; Dromaiidae.